This is a messenger RNA of Dichomitus squalens LYAD-421 SS1, 1641 nucleotides long. RefSeq lists its product as uncharacterized. NCBI's taxonomy places the organism in Eukaryota, Fungi, Basidiomycota, Agaricomycetes, Polyporales, Polyporaceae. The transcript is spliced from 5 exons. The record is from RefSeq and is a predicted model, not a curated record. Bases 1 to 1641 code for a protein of 546 amino acids.
AUGUCUCCCCGCCCACAACUUCCUACCUUCCCUCCCAUUGGCUCUCCGUCGUCGACCGACACCUCGGCGAGCACGACCGCCACCUCGACCACUGAUACCAGUACACCGACGACUACUACCACUUCUUCAACCACCACUUCUUCGACCACGUCGACAUCCGACACCUCAACCACUUCCUCUACCACUACCUCCACCACCACCUCUUCUACCUCCACCACCACUUCCUCUACAACUUCCACAACUUCCUCCACCUCCUCCACCACUUCUACUACACCAUCAUCUACGUCUACCUCGUCAUCCAUCACUCCAACGACCUCGGCCUCCACCAGUGCCGUCUUCACUACUACGAACUCCAACGGUCAAGUUACCACCUCGACGCAAGUGAUCGUCGUGACUCCAAGUGUCUCUGCGGGCACGGAUAGCAGCGGCCAUAGCAGCAGUUCCAAGGGGUUCUUCCAAAACACUGGUGCAGUUGCCGGCGUCUUUACUGUCGUCGGUCUCGUCGCCCUCGUGCUCUUCAUCGCGAUUGUCACCAAUGCUGUUCGCCGUCGCCGUGCCAAGAAGCUUGACCGCGAGAUCGCCGAAGCCGCCGCAGAGGCUGCUGGAACAACUCCGGCCUUCACUGACGAUGACUACUACCCCGACGAUCGUCUUGGCAAGGGAGGCCCGGGAGGCGACAUGCGCUCGAUGACUACCGGAUACUCGGACACAACUCAUGGCACUUUCGCACAACCUCCGAUGACGCACGGAGGCGAAAGCUACAACUUGGCCGAGCUCGCCCCGUACGAGUACGGUGCUGCUGCUGGCGCUGCUGGUAUUGGCGCAAUGGGGCUGAACAGGGCUCGGAGCAUGGGUGGUGCGAACCAGACCGCGCCUUAUAACGCGUUCGCUGGCCCGCAGCCCCCAUUGCCAAACCCGUACGACAAUUCGUACGACGACCCUGCGAAUGCUUACGGCCAGCAGCAAAACAUGGGCUACCGACAGCGCGGACCUGGCGGCGCCCCAGAAAGGGACCUACUGGAUGCUGCCGGUCUCGGUGCUGUUGGCGGUGCUACCGCUGGAUACGCCGCUGCUCAUCCAGGAUACGGUCAGGUGCAGAAUGGGGGCAACGUCGCCCGCAACCCCAGCCUCGGCCCGUCGUCAGCUACCUCGCCCUCGGAGUAUAGUUCGUACGCGGCGCACCCGCAGCAAGGCUACAUGCAGGACUACAACCCGUACCAGGCUCACCUGAACCAGCAGGCACAGUACAACGCCUUCCAGCAGGGCCCACCCCAGGGGUACGCUCCGCAGGCAGCGUACGGCGCUGCUUCCAGCGGAUCUCCAUCGCAGCAGACUCCGGAGGCCAAUACUAGCCCGCAACGUCCCCUCUCCACUGUUUCUGCAGCAGACCCGUAUGGCGGUUACGUCGACGAGCCCGCGACCCUGGACCCUCGUGGCUCGCUGCCGAGCUACACGAGUCAGCCCCCGCAAGGAGGCGUGCGCGCACCCUCGCCGGCUCCGGAGAAGCUGUUGAGCGGAAACUUCGCAUCGCCGCCAGCAAGCUCGGAAGGCCACGAUCAUGACGACCACAGGGCGAGUUACCAAGACGAAGACGACUAUGGAUAUGAGCCGAAGCGGGUUCUGAAGGUCGCGAACGAGUGA